This is a messenger RNA of Cooperia oncophora, 351 nucleotides long. The record is from the annotation of a GenBank genome assembly. Lineage: Eukaryota; Metazoa; Nematoda; Chromadorea; Rhabditida; Trichostrongylidae.
AUGGCCAUUAUCAAUUUCCCGCAGAACUGUUGCAGGUGUUCCCUCGACAGGUUCCUGUUGAAGGAUUUGGACUAUGGAAAUGGGCUGAUGGCGGGACAAAAAUCUCAAGUGUUCAAAUUCGCCGACAAACCGACGAUAUUCUUCUCAUGCAUGAUCCGGUUGGAAUUCAAGGAGAAGUCAAGCGACGAAUGUGCACAUCCUUCACAACACUGUCCUGACCAGAGACAGGAUCCGCUAUCAAUCCAGACACCCGAUCGCGUGGUAACCAGUAUUUCGAAUGACUUUCCAAGACCGCCCACAAAUAUGUCACACAGACAGAUAAGUUUUGAAUCUUUGGUUUACAAUGAGUAA